CGUACCCUCCUCCGAGUUCUCACCUUUAAAGGUCCCCAGUGUCACAGUCAGCCGUCACUCUCGCUUCUCUCUUUCAUUUCUUUCUAUGAGAAAUUCCAUUUUAUCUCUGGGUCGUCAAGGUGAAGAAAUAAGCAUCCAUUUUUACCCUUUUCUGCUACAAAGUUCAUUGUUUCUUUCUUCCCUUUUUCUUUUCUCUAUAUUUGUGGAUACGUUUAUAGGAUUUUCUCUGAAACAUUUCGUUCCAGUGGUGGAAUUUGUUGUAAAAGGAUUGAAAGAAACUAAGAGUUGCAUAGAGAAAGCUAUCCGGAGUACUUAGUUAAGUAUCAUAGGCGGCCGGGCUCAUAAAGUAUUUUUCUUUUGGUCUCUAUCAUAAACUCCCACUCUUUUUUCCUUUUUCAUUUCUUUUCUUUUCUUUUUUCCCAUCAUGGACCAUAAUUUCUCUCUCCAGCCAUCUCUCUGACCCCAAAGUUCUUCUUAUCCCUGUAGUGAAAUCCGUUUCCCUUUAUAUAGUAACGUAAAAAAGGCCAAAUUUCAAUUCUCUGUCUCUCUCUAGUUGAGGGAGAAAAUGAUGAAAGUGUAAAGAGUACAGAUUCUCUCUUAUCUCUGGACAACAACACAACUGCAAUACCUUGGAAGAUCUCCCAAAAAAAUGAGUCAGUGCGUGCCCAGCUGGGAUAUCGAUGACAACCCCACCCCUCCAAGGCUCUUUCUCCGUUCUCACUCCAAUUCUACUGCUCCAGAUGUUCCCAUGUUAGACUAUGAAGUAGCAGAGCUGACAUGGGAGAAUGGUCAGUUGGCCAUGCACGGCUUGGGUCAGCCGCGGGUGCCGGCGAAACCGGUGGCUUCCGCCGCAGUAUCCAAGUACCCGUGGGAGAAGCCACGCGCCGGGGGGACUCUGGAGUCCAUAGUGAAUCAAGCCACUCGGUUGCCCCACCACAAGCCACCACCGGAAGGCGCCAACGAUGAUCUCGUGCCGUGGUUAGACCACCAGCGCGCCGUCGCGGCUGCAGCAGCUGCCGCCUCGGUCGCCAUGACCAUGGACGCCUUGGUCCCCUGCUCCAACAACAAUAACACCACUAAUAACAACAACCCGUCGCACGUGAUGGACUCCGUGCCGGCGGGGCUAGGCCCGUGUGGGGGGGGCAGCUCCACUCGCGUCGGCUCCUGCAGCGGCGGCGCUACCAAAGAUGACGACGCCAUCCUCCCGGGGAAGCGCGAGAGAGUGGCGCGUGUGCCCUCCACCCACGACUGGAGCAGCCGAGACCAGAGCGUCACCGGCAGCGCCACUUUCGACCUUGAUAGCCAACAGGUGACUCUCGACACGUGCGAUCUGGGGUCUCCGGAAAACACAAGCUCCGGCAAGCCUUGCACGAAGACGAUCACCGUCGAUGACCACGACUCCGUUUGUCACAGCCGACCACAGAGAAGGGCAGGUGAUGAAGAGGACAAGAAGAGAGGAACAGGAAAAUCCUCGGUCUCCAGCAAAAGGAGUAGGGCAGCUGCCAUCCAUAAUCAAUCUGAACGUAAAAGAAGAGAUAAGAUCAAUCAAAGAAUGAAGACAUUACAAAAACUGGUUCCCAACUCGAGUAAGACAGAUAAAGCUUCAAUGCUUGAUGAAGUGAUUGAAUACCUGAAACAAUUGCAAGCCCAAGUUCAGAUGAUGAAUAGAAUGAACAUGUCACCCAUGAUGAUGCCGAUGACCCUGCAGCAGCAACUUCAAAUGUCACUGAUGGCUCAGAUGGGCAUGGGAAUGGGGAUGAGCCCAAUGGGAAUGGGCGUUGUGGAUAUGAACACCAUCGCUCGACCCAACGUCGCCACCACCGGCAUCUCUCCUCUCCUCCACCCCACUCCUUUCCUCCCUUUAACUUCAUGGGAUGUCUCCGGUGACCGCUUACCUGCUGCGCCAACAAUGGUGCCUGACCCUUUGGCCGCAUUCCUUGCUUGCCAAUCCCAACCAAUGACGAUGGAUGCUUAUAGUAGGAUGGCAGCCUUGUACCAACACCUGCAUCAGCAUCCAGCCUCUAGCGCCAGGAGCCAAGGGCUAUGAUCUUGAUCUAUAUACCCAUUCUAUUGUUUUACGUACACUGCAUGGAUCAAGAGAAUCAUCCAUACGUUUAUUUAUCCAUGCAGUUCUAAUUAAUUUAUAUGAUUGUCCAUAUGGUUAAAUCAAGUGUGUUAUGUGGGGUGUUGAGCGCAAAUAUUAGGAGACUAUCUUGCAGUUUUUUCUUCUCUUAAAACUUAAUAUUGAUCGCUCAUUCUCUCA
Messenger RNA from Vitis vinifera (wine grape), 2263 nucleotides. RefSeq names its product transcription factor UNE10. The transcript has 6 exons. Lineage: Eukaryota; Viridiplantae; Streptophyta; Magnoliopsida; Vitales; Vitaceae. Gene Ontology annotation, molecular function: protein dimerization activity. Gene Ontology annotation, cellular component: nucleus. Bases 650 to 2047 code for a protein of 465 amino acids. The record is from RefSeq and is a predicted model, not a curated record.